Ostrinia nubilalis (European corn borer) is the source of this 962-nucleotide messenger RNA. RefSeq lists its product as uncharacterized. The record is from RefSeq and is a predicted model, not a curated record. Gene Ontology annotation, cellular component: extracellular region. Bases 119 to 715 code for a protein of 198 amino acids. Gene Ontology annotation, molecular function: chitin binding. The transcript is spliced from 5 exons. Lineage: Eukaryota; Metazoa; Arthropoda; Insecta; Lepidoptera; Crambidae.
CGCUUCACUCUCAGUUUCGAUUCGCGCGUUAAGUGAAUAACCACACACUUAGUGUCUGCUAUACGACUGGAAGCGCUUGUGUAGCCUGCUAUACGACUACAAGAGUUAAUUAGGCAAAAUGUGCGGAGAUAUGGGCAAAGCCGUGCUGAGGGCGCUGACUGGAGCGCUGCUCUGUGGAUUGGCGUCAGAUGCGUAUGUGCAGGAAGAGCAGUUCUACCACCAACAGGCGAUUCGUCCACAGAGAGAAUACAAGACAGAAUUACUGCACGAUCGCUACCAGCUCUUCCCGUACAACUUCCAGCCUCACCAGUCGGUCUACCGCAAGCCUUUGAGAGAGCAUGAGAAGCCCCAAGAUCUCCGCAACGUGCCUGGAGUGCCUGGCGUAGACUUCCCCAUCUACCAUGAAGUGCCGGACACAAGUUUCUCAUGCGACCACGUGCCGGUCAGGCCGGGCAUGUACGCUAACGUUGAGACUGGCUGCCAGGCGUACCACAUCUGCCACGACGGCCGCGAGGGUCACCAGGGGGCCGCGCUGCUCUGCACCAACGGAACACUCUUCAACCAGGAGAAGUUCACCUGCGACUGGUGGUACAAUGUGGACUGCUCGCAGGCUAUUCACCACUAUAGAUUGAACGCUGAUCCGCUAAAGAACCCAUACGUGCCUAAGCCCAAGCAAGAAGAAAACGUGCCUUACUACGGGCACCACCACGCCUAAGGCUUUCAAAUUAAUAAUUGUGUCUGAUAAGUUAAUUUACCAACAAAUAAACAGCCCUGUAAUUAAGAAAACCAUUUUUGUAAAAGAAAUUAAAGUUUCUAAUGUUUAAGGCUGGGUUAUACUAUCUUUCUUUAACUAUAACAAACGUCAAGUCUGUCAAACUACAUACAAAAACACUGGUUAAAGUUAUAAUUACGGUUGAAGUUAAAGUGGUGCAACUCAGCCUGAAUGAAAAAUCUAUAGUGAA